Synchiropus splendidus (mandarinfish) is the source of this 747-nucleotide messenger RNA. Its product is annotated as protein C19orf12 homolog. Lineage: Eukaryota; Metazoa; Chordata; Actinopteri; Syngnathiformes; Callionymidae. The coding region runs from base 162 to 587 and encodes 141 amino acids. The record is from RefSeq and is a predicted model, not a curated record. The transcript has 3 exons.
CAGAGCAGCGCAACACCAUUCAUCGGCUCAACAGCGAGUGUGAUCUGCAGGUAAACAAGCGGUGAAAGUGGAACCGUUUCCUCCUUGUUUGACUUCAUUUACAUUCCAUCAAUUGGUCCAUGACACACCGUGUGUGUCCGUGAACAGCGGUGCGGUGAGCAAUGGCCCCGAGAAUCGACGACGUGAUGCGGCUGUGCUGCGAGGUGUCUGAACACAACAACAUCAAGGUGGCGGUGAAGAGCUCAGCCAAAGGAGCGUGUGCGGCAGGUGGCGGCGCGUUUGUCGGAGGAUUACUGGGUGGACCACCGGGCAUUGCUUUGGGUGCAACGAUAGGUGGCCUCCUCGGCGCUUGGAUGACCAGCGGUCAGUUCAAGCCGCUCCCUCAGAUCCUGAUGGAGCUGCCGCCAGCUCAGCGGCAGAAGCUCUACAGGAAUAUCAUGGCGGUGCUGAGCGAUCUGAACUGGAUGGACGCGGCUCAGCUGGUGGCCCUGGUGAUGGGCAGCACCAGCUUGCAGCAGCAGGUCACCGCCGCGCUGAUCAACUAUGUCACCAAGGAGCUGAAGGCCCAGGUGUCGUACGCAGACUGACAGAAGCUGGGGAGUACUUUCUGAACCAUUUCAUAAAAUUUGAUAAACUUGACUGACAAUUCUGCUGUGAGUGGAGAGAACGAAACAAUCGUGUCACUCUGUAUCAGGGUGUGAAUCGAACAUUAAAUAUGUGUAAUAAAGCCGCACUUCUUUUGACUAU